AUGCCCCUUACGUUGGGGGUCAGUGGGAAGAAUGUCCCUUACAUUGGGGGUCAGUGGGAAGAAUGUCCCUUACAUUGGGGGGUCAGUGGGAAGAAUGUCUCUUACAUUGGGGGUCAGUGGGAAGAAUGUCCCUUACAUUGGGGGUCAGUGGGAAGAAUGCCCCUUACGUUGGGGGUCAGUGGGAAGAAUGUCCCUUACAUUGGGGGUCAGUGGGAAGAAUGUCCCUUACAUUGGGGGUCAGUGGGAAGAACGUCCCUUACAUUGGGGGUCAGUGGGAAGAAUGUCCCUUACAUUGGGGGUCAGUGGUAGGAAUGUCCCUUACAUUGGGGGUCAGUGGGAAGUAUAUUCCUUUUGUUGGUAGCCAGGGGGAAGAAUGCCCAGUUUACAGAUGGCUAAAUUGGUGUCAUGCUGUUGGCUCGGCCAGU
Staurois parvus is the source of this 425-nucleotide messenger RNA. NCBI's taxonomy places the organism in Eukaryota, Metazoa, Chordata, Amphibia, Anura, Ranidae. The record is from the annotation of a GenBank genome assembly.